CCACGCAAUUCACUGGCACAUUUUCGGCGUCUCGUCGCAAGCCAAACGUGUCUUCUCCAUACAAUCAGCACUGCAUUACCUCCGGCGUUUUUGUUCGCAACCACCUUUUAAUUGAGCUGAGCGCGAGCGGCAUUCCUCCUUGAGUCGUCUAACUCCUGUUCUCCGUUUCCCGCUUCACCAAGCGACGCUAUGGCAUCCCCCGGCCCGCCCCCGGGUGCGCAACCCUUUACGCAGCAACAGAUCCAGCAGAUGAUAGCCAUGGAAGCCCAGAAACGCGGCAUGACGAUCCCCCAGUUCCAGGCAUUCCAACGUCAACAGAUCGAGCAGGAAGCAGCCAAAGCCGGCAUGACCCCUCAGCAAUUCAUUCAGGCGAAACAAGAGGAGGCCCGACGAGUGUAUAUGCAACAGCAACAAGCAGCCCAACAACAGCAGCAGCAGCAGCAGCAAGCCCAAGGUCAGGGUCAGGGUCAGGGUCAGCCUCAAGGCCAACAGCGAUCUCCACAAAGCACAACCCAAGUCCAACAUAUUCCCGUCAAUUCCAACGUCGAACCUACCCCGGCCGCCCUGGCAGUCGCAAAGUUUCUACGAUCCCAAGACCUGAAGACAAGAACAUGCAUAUUUAACGGACAGAGGAAGGAAAUGUUCAAAGUAAAACGAGCAUUCCGCGCUCUUAACUCGGACGCCUACAAGAAAGCCCAAAAGAAGAACCCGCUACUUCCCAAAGUCGAAAACGACAUGGAAGCCCGCGGUGCUCUUCAACUGCUCCCACUAUCCAUGCUAGCGCUGCGAGUAACUAAGAAAGACCCUCACGAAGGUCACAACCAUGCCAAACCGAAGAAAGAGAAGCGGGUAAAGGGCCUCUGGGAAGUCAAGAUUGAACAACAGCAGGAUUUCGAUCCUAUGAUGCAUUAUGUCUGGCUGUACGAGGGACCUCAAUGGAAGACCAAGAUCUGGGCUGGCCUGGUUAUGCUUGGUGUCUUCGCUGCGGUUCUUUUCCCUCUGUGGCCUCUUGUUCUGAGACAAGGCGUCUGGUACCUGUCGGUUGGCGCAAUGGGGUUGAUCGGACUGUUUUUCGCCAUGGCCAUUUUCCGCCUCAUUCUAUUCAUCUUCACUUUCUUCCUUGUCCCACCUGGUCUUUGGCUGUACCCGAAUCUGUUUGAAGAUGUGGGGUUCUUCGACAGUUUCCGCCCAGUCUGGGGCUGGCACGAGACCAAGGAGGACAUCAAGCGGAAGAAGAAGGAGAAGAAAGCUAGAAAGGCCCAGAAGCGAGCUGCCGCCGCAUCGGGUGACUCCACCACCACCGUCCAUGAAGCUGUAACGGCCGCCGCCCCGACCAACGGAGCCGUUGUGAGUUCUUCAGUCGAACCUGCUGUCCAAUCGACUCCUGCCAAACGUCAUGCCGCGCCGACCGUCGAGGAGGUCAAUGAGGACUGAUUGAGUUGUGUCGGUUGGCAUGAUGCGAGAUGGUGUCCGAGUAUGAAGUACUAUAGCUGCUCUUUCUGAGCAAUCAGAACUGUACCAACAUAUGGCGGUGUUGCCGUCCAAUCGAAAACAAAAUAGAUGUCUGUCUGUGUGUGUGUGCACACCCCGGGGAAACGGUUCAAGUCAAGUCCAUCAGCAGUGCCAGUUUCUGCUGAUCUGUUUGUGCGGUUGUCGUUGGCGUUAUUGAUUGCGACAGAUUCGUGUCUGUUCCAGUUGCAGUAGUGUCUCUCCUGUCUAAUGUUGUCGCAUUCAGGUUCUUCAUUUCUCCAACUCGCCCCGUAACUCUGGCGAGCAAGAUCCUCAUCCGAUCCAACUCUUUAC
This is a messenger RNA of Exophiala dermatitidis NIH/UT8656, 1803 nucleotides long. RefSeq lists its product as uncharacterized. The record is from RefSeq and is a predicted model, not a curated record. The coding region runs from base 190 to 1434 and encodes 414 amino acids. Gene Ontology annotation, biological process: post-translational protein targeting to membrane, translocation. The transcript is spliced from 2 exons. Gene Ontology annotation, cellular component: endoplasmic reticulum membrane; endoplasmic reticulum. NCBI's taxonomy places the organism in Eukaryota, Fungi, Ascomycota, Eurotiomycetes, Chaetothyriales, Herpotrichiellaceae.